AUGUCGUCCGACAUGUUUCCACAAGACAAUUACAACACCAUUAGCCACGGAAUACAGGGGGCAUUCGUAAAGAGAUGGCACAAAGAGUCGUCAUCUUUCCACUUUCCGGUUGGAGAGAUGACGAAUACUCUGGACGAUGUUGCCUGCCUGCUACACAUUCUUAUCCGAGGGAGGUUCCUUAACCACUCUUGCAUCACUCGUGAUGUUGCCAUUGAGUGGAUUGUUGACUAUUUGGGUGCUCAACCAGAAAAGGCAGUUGAGCGGUGUUCCUCAACUAAUGGGGCACAUACAAAGUUCUCAUUCUUGAAGGACCUUUAUCACGACCAUUUUAUUACGACAACUGAUUCCGAGAAUGAGGGCGAUGACUUCUUUGUUCAGUAUCACUGUCAAUAUGCUUUGAGGUGUUACGUCAUGUUCUUGGUUGGCACGUCCCAUUUUGUGGACAAAAGUGCUAACUACGUGGAUGUACAUACCUUCGAUACUUCAUGGAUUUGGAUACGGUGA
Molecule: messenger RNA, 504 nt
Organism: Vicia villosa (hairy vetch)
Lineage: Eukaryota; Viridiplantae; Streptophyta; Magnoliopsida; Fabales; Fabaceae
Product: protein MAIN-LIKE 1-like
Exons: 2
Coding region: 1-504 (167 amino acids)
Source: RefSeq, a predicted model, not a curated record